GAUGAAGAGAAUAUAAAAAAUGUAGUAGGACAGAAAGUCAUUCAGGAUUAUGUCCAGAAGUACAAGGGUUUCAAGAUAGAUUUAAAUUGCAAGCAAUUGACGGUAGACUUUGUGAACCAAUCCGUGCUACAAAUUAGCAGCCAGGAUGUUGAAAGUAAACGUAGCGACAAAACUGAUUUUGCAGAGCAGCUGGGAGCAAUGAACAGACGUUGGCAGAUGCUGCAAGGCCUGAUAACAGAAAAGAUCCAGAUGUUGGAAAGUCUACAGGAAUCCUGGACAGAAUAUGAAAAUAGUGUGCAGUGCCUUAAAACUUGGUUUGAAACCCAGGAGAAGAAGCUGGAACAGCAACAGAAAAUUGGAGACCAGGCUUCAGUACAGAAUGCUUUGAAAGACUGUCAGGAAUUAGAAGAAUCAAUAAGAGCAAAGGAAAAAGAAGUAGAAAACGUAGAACAGAGUGGUCUUUCUUUGAUACAAAACAAGAAGGAAGAAGUCUCUUCUGCUGUUACAAAUACACUGCAAGAAAUUAACCAUUCCUGGGCCAAUUUGGAUCACAUGGUUAGCCAACUGAAGAUAUUAUUGCAAUCUGUUCUUGAUCAGUGGAGCAUUUACAAAGUGGCUUAUGAAGAACUGAAUAGUUACCUGACAGAAGCCAGAUAUUCUUUGUCCCGUUUUAAUCUUCUUACUGGUUCUUUGGAAGCUGUGAGAGUCCAAGUUGAUAACCUUCAGAGCCUACAAGAUGAAUUGGAAAAGCAAGAAAGUAGCCUACAGAAAUUUGGUUCUGUGACUAAUCAAUUGUUGAAAGAAUGUCACCCGCCAGUGACUGAAACACUUACCAACACUUUGAAAGAAGUGAAUAUGAGGUGGAACAACCUUCUGCAGGAGAUUGCAGAGCGGCUGCGUGCCAGUAAGGGCCUCCUUCAGCUGUGGCAGAGGUACAAGGACUGUUACCAGCAGUGCUCUUCCACAGUCCGUCAGCGGGAAGACCAGACCAAUGAGCUCCUGAAGACUGCCACCGGCAAAGACAUUGCUGAUGAUGAAGUUACUACUUGGAUUCAGGACUGCAAUGAGGUACUUACGGAUUUGAAGACAGUGCAGGAGUCACUGGUUGUUCUUCAGGAACUGGGAGAGGAACUAAAAAGCCAGGUGGAGGCUUCAGCAGCAGCAGCUAUACAAUCUGAUCAUCUUUCUCUGAACCAGAACCUGUCAACCCUAGAACAGGCUCUCCGCAAGCAACAGGCUGUACUUCAGGCUGGAGUGCUAAACUAUCAAACCUUUGCCAAGAACCUGCAAGUCCUUGAGGCCUGGAUAACAGAAGCAGAAGAAAUAUUGAAAGGACAGGAUCCCAGUCACUCAUCUGAUCUCUCAGCAAUACAGAGUAGAAUGGAGGAACUCAAGAGUCAGAUGUUGAAGUUCAGCAGCAUGGCCCCAGAUUUGGACCGUCUUAAUGAGCUGGGUUACAGGCUUCCUCUGAAUGAUAAAGAAAUCAAAAGGAUGCAGAACCUGAACAGACAUUGGUCUCUGAUCUCAUCUCAGACUACAGAGAGAUUCAGUAAGCUACAGUCUUUCCUGCUGCAGCAGCAGACCUUCUUGGAGAAAUGUGAGACUUGGAUGGAUUUAUUAGUUCAGGCUGAGCAGAAGCUGGCGGCAGAGAUUUCAGGAAACUACCAGAGCCUUUUAGAACAACAGAGGGCACAUGAGCUAUUCCAGGCAGAGAUGUUCAGCCGCCAGCAGAUUUUGCAUUCAAUUAUCUCUGAUGGACAACACCUCCUAGAACAAGGACAGGUGGAUGACAGGGAUGAAUUUAAUCUGAAGCUGACUCUUCUAAGUAAUCAAUGGCAAGGAGUAAUUUGCCGGGCACAGCAGAGGAGGGGGAUCAUUGACAGCCAGAUUCACCAGUGGCAACGCUAUAGGGAAAUGGCAGAGAAGCUGCGCAAGUGGCUGGUGCAGAUAUCCUGUCAGCCAGUGAGUGGGCUGGGCAAUGUCUCUAUCCCGUUGCAGCAAGCCAGAGCGCUACUGGAUGAAGUGCAG
Messenger RNA from Leptosomus discolor (cuckoo roller), 2028 nucleotides. NCBI's taxonomy places the organism in Eukaryota, Metazoa, Chordata, Aves, Leptosomiformes, Leptosomidae. The record is from RefSeq and is a predicted model, not a curated record.